This is a messenger RNA of Trichomonas vaginalis G3, 1719 nucleotides long. RefSeq names its product armadillo (ARM) repeat-containing protein family. Bases 1 to 1719 code for a protein of 572 amino acids. NCBI's taxonomy places the organism in Eukaryota, Parabasalia, Trichomonadida, Trichomonadidae. The record is from RefSeq and is a predicted model, not a curated record. The transcript has a single exon.
AUGGAGAUGGGAGCAACGUACAACCACAGAUUGUUCUCAUUCUUUGCAGAACAGAUCUUUAAUUCAGCUUCUGACCUCUAUGGAGAAAUUAAUUUAAAUUCAAACUUGAUUCAAAACGAUUUCUCAGCAUUUGAGACUUAUUUGAUCAAACUAAUGAACUGUUUGUUCAUUGAGAACGGAAAUCAGAUUUUUGAGCAAUUAUCUGACGUAAUUUUUCAAAACAUCAGUUCUGAUGACAAUUUGGUCAAAUAUAUUGGGCUAUGUAUGCUAGAAUCGUGUUUUGUUGAGGAUGACAACAAAUAUACAGAUUUAAUUUUGAAUUUUAUUGCAGCAAUUCAAGAACAGCUGUUCCAAUGCUUCCAAUGUCGUGAUGCUCAUGUAAUCAUCCGACUUUUGGAGGUUUUCUCCAAGUUUUUCUUGGCAUAUCCAAGAGAAAUACGAAAAAAUGACGAAUUCUGCCAACUUUUAUGGGAAAACUUUACCAAUUUGGUCAGAUCAAACCCUUUCGAUUAUAUACAGGACAUUUUAUGCAAGACUUUGAGAGUUUUGAUUCCAAUUGAAGCAGAAAAUCCCCAAUACUUUAAGAUUUUCAUAGAAAUAGCAUACGAAAUGAUUAAAACACCGAGGAUGGCCAACUCAGACCUUAUUCAUUCGCCUUUUAUGUUAAUUCAAGAAGUUAUCUCAUUUUCAACAAAAGAACACUUUCCAAAUAUACUUGAAUACAUACAGAUGAUUGUUCCUGAUAUCAACCAGUCCAUUAAAAACGCAGUUUCUAGUGAUGAAAACAAAUAUGAAAUCGUAGUUCUUCAGGAUAAGAUGUCAAUCGUUAGUGAAGCUCUUUCCAAGUAUUACAAUCUCAUGGAGACCUUAAGAAUAGAUCCAAAUAUUACAAAUCAGCUUGAUCUUCUCUUUGUUGAUUUUAUUAACCCUUGGAUUGAACUUAUUAACCGAAAUUCGUUCUACCAGGAAGAAUUACUUGACUUAUUAUGCAAUAUUAUAAGGACAUUACCCCAUAUUUCCCAAGAUUACGCAGAAAACAUUUUUAAUUCAAUGAAAGAAGUCAUAAUAAACGGAAGUCCAGCAGCACAAGGUAAAGCUGGAUAUGCAUUGGCCCAGCUUUCCUCAAAAACUGGUAAAAAUGACGAAUAUAUUGAUGCAGUUUCGUAUAUGAUUGAUCUUUUAGAGACAGGAAAUGAAGUAUUCACCAAACAAUUCUUUGCUGAUAUGAUGUAUGGUAUUGCAAUCAUUAUUAAGAACCAACAACUUAAUGAUUUUAAUAAUCCCCACAUUUCCAAGUAUUUUGAAAUCUUAAGAUGGAUCUGUUUUGAAAAUCCAGACAUUUCUAAUAGAGAAGCACGUAACGAAGUUUCAUAUCUCUACAGAUACGUUUUUCAUUCUUAUAAUGAGUUGGUUGACGCAUUUCAAGACGCAGAUAUAUCAACACUAUCCGACAUAUACGACGAUAUCUUCAAUUUCAUUAAGAAAACUUACAAAUCAAAAAUUCAAAAUUUGACACUUUACUCGGCAGAGCUAAAACUGCUUGUAGAUAUGACUACUGAAGAUAAGCGUGAGAUAAGAAGAAAGAAAUGCAUCAAUUUCGCUUCUGAUUACAUUAAACCGCUUUUUGUAUUCAUUAAACAACUCCCGAGAAACCAAAACAAGUACGUUAAUUUGAUUAGAAUGGCCGAGAAGUUUGAGGAAGAUAGAAAGAGAUUUUAA